Xenopus tropicalis (tropical clawed frog) is the source of this 993-nucleotide messenger RNA. Its product is annotated as sprT-like domain-containing protein Spartan. The coding region runs from base 141 to 599 and encodes 152 amino acids. Gene Ontology annotation, biological process: DNA damage response. Lineage: Eukaryota; Metazoa; Chordata; Amphibia; Anura; Pipidae. Gene Ontology annotation, molecular function: single-stranded DNA binding; metalloendopeptidase activity. The transcript has 4 exons. The record is from RefSeq and is a predicted model, not a curated record.
CAGAUAGAAGUUAUUCUAUUAUCGAUCCAAUAUGGGAAACUUUAGAUCCGAAUCCAGACCCACAGAUCUUAUAUAAUCAAUUCAACAAAAUCAUUUUUGGAGGCACUUUGCCUACGGUUGAUGUCAAAUGGAGCAACAGGAUGACUCGAUCAACUGGUGUGUGUUAUCAUUCACUGAAUAAGAGUGGGGAUUGCAUAGGAUGUCGAAUACGCCUAAGCAAGAAGAUUUUAGAAUUGCGUCGAAGAAAGGACAUGGUGGAAUCCCUCCUUCACGAGAUGAUCCAUGUCUUACUGUGUUCCACAAAUAAUAUGGAUCCAGGUGAUGAUCAUGGGCCAAAUUUCCGACUUACUAUGGAGGUCUUUAAUAAUUCAUUUGGCACUAAUAUAACGAUUUCCCAUACAUUUUACGAAGAAGUCGAAGCAAUAAAGAGGCAUUGGUGGGAAUGCGAUGGGCCCUGCCAAAAUGUAGUUAAAAGGGCAACUAACAGAGCCCCUUCCUCCAAGGAACGCUGGUUCCGAGAGCAUGAGCAGACAUGUGGAGGAAGUUUCAUAAAGACCUCUGAGCCUGAGGGUCGGGCACGAAAGCGGAGAAGAACCUAGACUGUAUCAUCCCUAUGGGAAUGCUAAGUCAUACUGAAUAGCCGAGGUUUAGAGCCUGGCCUCAUUCAAAUGGACUGUCCGUUUUAUCAGCUGUAUAUGGUUGGGUAAGUCAUUUCUAGUUGCAUCACCAGUUUAUUGAAUUUCAAUACAUUUCAAUUCAAUUUAUUGUAUUUUUAUUGAUUAUGCUUCUCUUAUUAGGUCACCAGAGCUUUACUGCUAUUCUCCAAAAAGAGACCCAGCAUGGACAACAUUUUCCAACCUUCCAAGUAAUGGGUUUUUUAAUCUGGACACAUUUUUUUCCCAUUGUAUUAAAAUUUACAGCUGCACUGUAUUAUCUAUUACUAUGAUCCUUUAUUUAUAUAGCACUGAAAUAUUCAGCAGGGCUUUACAGAGA